GCGAAGCUGAGAGGCCGCACCCCCUUCAUACCUCCAACGUAAAACUCCAUGUGGAUUCGUUGCAUUAUUUACAUCCACGGCGUGUACGUGUCACACCAUAUAGUACCAACGCCAAGCUUGGUUCGGAGAUUGCCGGAUCUUCAUAUAUAAACGUUUGACAAAAAUACUUGCUUCAUAUUAUUUGGAAAACCGCAACACGUAUCUUCCAUUUUCUUCUAGAUUGCUUUUGAGAUAUUUUCGAGACACACUUUAUUCAUCAUGUCGCAGAUAACCAUACAAGAGCCGUAUUGGGACAGUGCUUCUAUCAUCACCAAGGAGCCCCUGGCCUCAAUUAUUGGGGGCGAGUCUGAGAAACUAAACCGGGCACAGGCUGUAUUGAAGCCAUUUGACAUCUCAUUGGAAUUGAUGAAGGACAUUGGUGUGAGACUGACCAAAGAGAUGACCAAAGGACUGGACAAGGCCACUCAUGAUGAAGCUAAGGUCAAGAUGUUUCCAACAUAUGUCCAGUCACUUCCUGAUGGCACAGCUUUAGUGCGCAGUUUGAUCCAUCACAAGAAAGGUCAGUUCUGGCACCUGUUUGUGUAG
Messenger RNA from Lytechinus pictus (painted urchin), 585 nucleotides. Its product is annotated as hexokinase-4-like. Gene Ontology annotation, molecular function: phosphotransferase activity, alcohol group as acceptor; ATP binding. Gene Ontology annotation, biological process: carbohydrate metabolic process. The transcript is spliced from 4 exons. The record is from RefSeq and is a predicted model, not a curated record. NCBI's taxonomy places the organism in Eukaryota, Metazoa, Echinodermata, Echinoidea, Temnopleuroida, Toxopneustidae. The coding region runs from base 259 to 585 and encodes 108 amino acids.